GCGUUUCUGAGCUGGAAGUCUGGUGAAAAAGAGGGGGGUAAAAUGGAAAGUGAUUGCAGCAAUGGGAACUGGACGGAGGAAGUAGAGGACCUGGUCCAUGGCGGACAGAUAGACAAGGCCAUCUCUGUUCUUGAAACUGUAAUGUCAAAGCUAGAGAAGAAACCCCAAAAGGGCUCUUCUUCUUCUUCUGAAUUGGCCGCUGCUCUUUUGGACUUGUCUAAACUUUACUCAUCUAAAGGUCUAUCUCUCAAAGCUGAUCAAACUCGCUCUCUUGCUUUCCAAAUCAAUUUACAAUGUCAAUCUACUGGACUGCCUACAAAAGGGUCAAUUGGAGAAGGUGUUCUGAUGUCAGAUUUCAUUUUCAGAGGUUUAAAUGUAGUCAAGGAGUCAUCUUGUGAUGGAAUAACAGAAAGCCAUAAUACACGAGAUGAGGCUUCGACUUGUGGUCAAAUUUCUGUAGAUGAAUAUCAGCAGGAAUCUUCAAGCUUGCUGAAGGAUGUGUCAGCACAAGAAGGCGGUUCUGAUGAUGAUUGGGAAGCUGCUGCAGAUCGUGCUCCGGAUGAAUUACUUUCACCUGAAAGCUUGCCGGAAGUGUCAAAGCUUUCAUUGGAAGAUGCCCAAGUUCAAGGUCUGAAGAGACGUGGACGGGGAACAUUUUCAUAUGGGAGACAUGGCAUGUAUAGUGAUGAGCAAUCAAAUUAUCCAGUGAUUGACGAUGCAGAAGAAAAAGCUGAUUCCCGGUCAUCAACAGCGGAAAAUGCAACAAAAGAUUGGAAUUAUGGUACAAGGCAUGUUCUUGUGCUGGCUGACUUCCCUCCAAGCACAACCACGAGUGACCUGGAGAAGUUGUUGGAGAGAUUCAGGGAUCAAGGAGUUGCGAUUCGUUGGGUUAAUGAUACAGUUGCACUUGCAGUAUUCAGAUCACCAUCAACUGCUCUUGAGGCAAGCAUGUGCAUGCAGUGUCCAUUUACAGUGCGUGUACUUGAUGAGACUGAUGAACUCUUGAGGUCCAUUCCAUUGAGAGAUCUGGAACCUCCUCGUCUGAGGCCCAAGACAUCAGCAAGAACUGCUCAAAGACUUAUUGCUCAAAGUAUGGGAAUAAAGUUGUCCUCCACAACAUUUGGAUCCAAGGAACUAAGGGAACAAGAAGAAGCCAGGAGGAACCGUAUAGUUUACAGGAAAAACAUGAAGGAUGAUGCUUGGGGGGAUGAUGAUAACUAACUUGUUAAUCAUAGCCUUUGAAGUGAUAGUAAUCUUCCUUACUCUAGCAACAUUUUGCUGCACCUUAUCAUCAUUUUUAUAGAACAUCAUGGGUAUUCAUUGGUGGCUGCAGAUUUGUUUCGUAGAUUAUUUGUGUUUUCUUUGUCCUUCUCCCAUGGAAGAACCAAUUUCAUCACAGACCAUUCCUUCUGCUUUUGCCUUCUUCCAGUUUGUGGGGGAAAAUCGAUUUGCUCUUUGCUUUUUUAGCGUACAAAUUCAAUGAUACAAGCUUUUAAUUGGAAUUGGAAUGAACAA
Coffea eugenioides is the source of this 1515-nucleotide messenger RNA. RefSeq lists its product as uncharacterized. The record is from RefSeq and is a predicted model, not a curated record. NCBI's taxonomy places the organism in Eukaryota, Viridiplantae, Streptophyta, Magnoliopsida, Gentianales, Rubiaceae. The transcript has 7 exons. Gene Ontology annotation, molecular function: nucleic acid binding. Bases 43 to 1221 code for a protein of 392 amino acids.